AUGAGGGGGAAUUCUGGUAUUAAAGAACUGCAUGGCCAAAGGUACGAAGAAAUUCCAGUGCAGUUAAUUCCAAUAGUGGUAGAUAAAGAUGGAGCAGAACUCCAGUCUUCAUCCUUUGCUCAGGCUUUGCGAAAAUGUCUUCUUGAUUUCAGUGCAAAAGCUUCAAUUUUAAGAAAAGUUGGACGUUACUUUGAUUAUGAAGUUUAUGAAGAAAAAGUUCGUGGAAAUACAAGUGUAAAUGUGCUUUGCAGAGUUACAAAGGAAUCAGACUUGCGUGAAUUUGAGGAACGAUUUUACAGCGAUCAACUUGCAAAAAGUCUAGAACAAUAUUUGACAUCUGUUGGGUUCCAUUGGGAUUUGAAUAUUGGAUAUGGAAGCAAAAAGAAGGAAUUCAAAUUGAAAGUAAUCAUAGAAAGAAAAUGCUUUACACAGAAGCCAACUGACUUUUCAAAGAUUUCAAGGGCAUCAAAGUUGGAAGUGGAGGACAAGUUGAAGAGGAAGCAUGAAUCUGAGAUAGGAGAAAAUACAGGGGUAAAAAUGACUUGCAUUUAUCUGUUUAAGCAUCCUUG
Saccostrea cuccullata (small rock oyster) is the source of this 569-nucleotide messenger RNA. RefSeq lists its product as uncharacterized. The annotation marks the transcript as partial. The transcript is spliced from 3 exons. The record is from RefSeq and is a predicted model, not a curated record. NCBI's taxonomy places the organism in Eukaryota, Metazoa, Mollusca, Bivalvia, Ostreida, Ostreidae.